CUAAGAAGUGUAUUCGUUUGACAGUCGCGAAUAAUAUAAACCAAUUUUGAUACUUGAUAAUAAUUAUAUUUGUGAACUUACAUAGGUAAAGAAAGGCGAAAUACUGCACUAUUUUAUGUAUGCAUAUUGCAUUUCAUAAGAUGAAUCGGUAGAAAGCAAGAAAUUCAAUAAAAAAUAUGAUUGGUUCUUUGGUAAUGCAUUUAGCAGCACUCAUUCCGCUGCAAAAUAACAGCCACAUUGUUAAUGAGCCGUAUUACCAAUUACCCCGUUUUUGGACAAACACAGGCUUUUGUCCAUCUGGAGAAAUCAAAUGGGAGAGUUUGAAAUUUAGUCUUUUCUCUGAAUCGGUGCAAAUGAAUUUGAUGCACCUCGCAGCGCUACCAACUGGCGCAUUAACACAUAUACGCAUCCAUUGGCUCUUGGAACUUGUUAAAUUUGUACAAUAUACUCAGGCUGGAGUGCCUGUUUAUGACUUCUCCGAUCUAGAUGAUUUCAUAUUAAACUUAAAUGAUUUAGGACUUUAUCCAGUUAUUGAAUUUAUGACUGAUCUGGAUGGUAUUUUAAUAAACAAUUCCGAUAUUAUGAAUGAUAUUUGGGAAGAUUUCAGCUAUCAAGUCACUAAGCGCUAUCUAAAUUUACUGGGUGCUAAGAAUCUUGUUAAGUGGCGGUUUGAGACCUGGAAUGAACCGGACAUACACAAUUAUAAUAUAUUAAAUUUUACUGUAGAAGUAGGUUUUAUCGAAUACGCUAUGGCUUUACGGAAAGGUAUUAAAUCAGCUGGUCAUAUGUCUAAUAAGCCAUUAGAUUUAACUCUGCGAGGACCAGCAGGUUUGUUUAAAUCCAAAAAGAAUCAUCCGUUGUGCUGGUCGUUAAUUAAAAACUGCAACGACCAAAUAAAUGAUUGUCCAAUAAAUGUUCUCACAUAUCAUCGAAAAGGUCAAGGUCUUGCAACAGAGGUCUUAGAAGCAUCUAGCAAAUUAUUAAAGAAUAUUUAUGCAAACUAUUAUAAUAUUAAUAUGUUACCAGUAUCAAAUGAUGAAGCGGAUCCCAUUACUGGUUGGUCCACCCCCCAGGAUUUUUAUGAGGAUGUUCGUUAUGCGGCUAAACUCGUGUACAUUGUGUUUUUGCACUGGCAUGCUAAAUUAAAUUAUAGAGAAUUCAAAUAUCUUGAAACAAUCAGCCACGACAAUGCUUUUAUCAGUUAUCAUCCAUUUGAAUUCACGCAACGAACUCUUUUAGCACAUUUUCGAAUGAACAACUCACAACCAGUGCAUUCGCAAUUUAUACAAAAACCCGUAUAUGCAGCCUUGGGUAUGCUUUCGAAACUAGCACCAGUUGCUGCCGAUAUUGAAGUAAUUACAUUGAGUAGUCCAAACGAUGUAUUAUGGCUUUUAAAAACAAGUUCCACCGGCAAUAAACCCUUGUACGUAAGUUGGCUGCUUCUGCCUCGAGAGAAUACAGAAAAACUGGAAAAUUUCACACUUCAUCGUCAAUUACCUUUCAAGUCAUGCUCUGUAGAGACUUUCGCGUAUGUGGUAGAAUUGCUAGAACAAGAAAAAACAGAUCCAGCAUAUAUUUGGCGCACUCAAGCUGGUUCAAGACCCUUUCCCGACGCAAUAGAGCGUGCAGCGAUGCGGUACGCUCAAACUCCUCGAUUACAAGCUUCUGGUUUGUUACUGAUGCCUGAAUUUAGUUUAAAUAUUAGUGGCUUACAGCUUCCAUGGAUUUUAUUAUUUCGCGUUUGUUCUAAUUUGUCGCCCGUGCUGAAGCGACCCGAACCACCAACAAUUACAAAAAUAACAAUUGGCGAAAUAUUUAUUUCUUGGCGUGAAGCUGCUAACACCACAAAUUGUCUCAAAACUUAUGAAGUUUGGUUUCAAGUAAAUCAGACUGCAGAAUGGAGUUUUAUAAGUGAAAACUGGCAUUUACCUUAUCCAUCAUUUCAAUAUGCUCCUAUUAAUGCCUGUGUUACCGGAUUCUUUAAGGUCCGCGCCAUUGACUUCCUUAAUAGAAAAAGCAAUUUUUCCGAUGCAAUUGAAUAUAUUGAAAUGAGUAUCUAGAUAUAUUUGUUUAGUUGUAAAUAAUACAUUUAGUAAAAACAAAUUGUAAGAAAUAUAAAAGAAAAGGUAACUUAA
Molecule: messenger RNA, 2135 nt
Organism: Bactrocera neohumeralis
Lineage: Eukaryota; Metazoa; Arthropoda; Insecta; Diptera; Tephritidae
Product: alpha-L-iduronidase
Exons: 5
Coding region: 177-2060 (627 amino acids)
Molecular function (GO): L-iduronidase activity
Source: RefSeq, a predicted model, not a curated record